This is a messenger RNA of Bursaphelenchus okinawaensis, 1708 nucleotides long. NCBI's taxonomy places the organism in Eukaryota, Metazoa, Nematoda, Chromadorea, Rhabditida, Aphelenchoididae. The record is from the annotation of a GenBank genome assembly.
AUGAGGGCUGAUGCUUUAAUUAAGGUCGCGGUUUUACUUAUCCUGGCUGUCCUAGCGCCCUUUGGCUAUUCCGGUCCAGUCCUAGAAUCGACAAAUGACUUAAGCGCUCUAAAAAUGUGUAAGUUCCUAUUGAUUUACUUAAAUAAGCCUAAAAUAUUAAAAGUUUAUAAAAUUUGAAUUGUUUCUUACAUUUUUAAGCCUCUCACGAUAUAAGCUACUACAAUACAAAACCUAAGCUUUAAAAAGACGUAGCUAAGCAUAAAAUGGCAUUAUCUUUAGUCCAAAAUUAGUAACGACAAACCAGCUACGACUGUAGACUAUCUUAAUCGUGUGUCUGAUUUAUGACAAUAUGCAUCAUCCACAUAACCAUAAAUCAUUAUUUUUUAUAAAAACAACAUUACAUUUACAUAAUGUAUGUCUAAUAUAGUCAAAAAAUGUCUCUAAACAUUUGAGCUCCAAUUCCCUUUGGAAUUGGAAGGGAAACAUUAUCUUACACUAGGUCAACCAGAUAUAAUUGCAAAAAACCUACUUUAAUGACAGGAAAUGUUUCCUAAUUUAUACUUUAUAUUAACCAUGGUCCGAAAAUAUAGUUUUGCAUCAAAAUAUGCCCCAAUUUACUCUUUCCAAAACCAAAACUACUGUUUGCAAUUAAACGAGUAAUAGAUCAACCUUACCCAUUGUUUGAGUAACUCUACUGUGCCCCAAGUUCACACGAUGCAACAUUACGUGCUCAUUGUCCUUCUUAAGCCUAUUUCCGUUCCUUUUUCAUAUUUUAUUUAAGACGCCGCAGGGUCUAAUUCUAUUCGAUUAUAAAACGUGACAAUGGAGUGAUAUCACAACAUUGGCCGCUAUUUUAAUCGAGACUUGGUGGAGGUUUGGAAUAUGAUUUAUGAUCUUGAACGCAGAAUAAUGUAGCAUUUUUGUAGCUUUAUACAUACUGUACCUUCUUGGUUUACAUAGGUUUGUAAAGUGUAUGGUAUAUAGGUAUGAAGCCCAAACUCCAUAGUAUAGAGUCUAUAUCUUACCCUUUACAAAACAUGCCAAAACCAUAAUCACCCAAACUUGUCUUACAUGCCAAUCCUAACACACUGUCUAGCAACUAUAGUAAACACAGACCCUACUACAUAAAUAUUCCUAUCCAAAUAUUAACCACCCCGCUAUAGUCGCCAAAUCAUCCGUUACGGACGUCUGAAUUCCUUCAAACCCUCUGAAGUGUAUCGUACUGUCUCUAUUAAAUUGAGUACAAUGAAUGUAUUUAGCCAAAUUAGUAUUCAUAAAUUAAUGGAGUCAAGUUAUUUAUUACUUUCGAGUGGACAUAGCCGAGUCUACUCUAAUAUUCUAGAAGUCAUCACCCAAUCAGACGCCAUAAUAAGCUAUUUUAUAUUAUAGUAGAUAGUCAGACCAAGAAAUUAAACUGAAAAAUAAUGAAAAUGCUUAAUAUCAGCUUAAUACCCAGUACCAAUGUAAUUCAUUAACUAUUGAUUUCAGUGCGAAAUUACAUGGAACAAUAUGGCGGACCAGAAGGUGAUGUUCAAUAUGUUGUCCUGGAUGAUAUGAGGUAGGUGCUCCCUACAUGUCUUUUACAAAAUAUUAAUUGAAUAGAAGAACCUUUUAUAUAUACACAAAGGUAUUAACUAAUAAUAUUAACCAUCCCCAUUCCAGAUCAAACAAGCGAGGAAUGGGCCCACGACCACUACGAUUCGGUUGA